Tupaia belangeri chinensis (Chinese tree shrew) is the source of this 3115-nucleotide messenger RNA. RefSeq names its product sorbin and SH3 domain containing 3 (gene SORBS3). Bases 236 to 2389 code for a protein of 717 amino acids. Gene Ontology annotation, biological process: cell-substrate adhesion. Gene Ontology annotation, cellular component: cytoplasm; cell-substrate junction; nucleus. The record is from RefSeq and is a predicted model, not a curated record. The transcript has 21 exons. Lineage: Eukaryota; Metazoa; Chordata; Mammalia; Scandentia; Tupaiidae. Gene Ontology annotation, molecular function: protein binding.
CUCCCGGGAGGCCUUGGCCUCAGGCCCUGGCAACCUUGGUGAGACUUGCUAAAUAACACCUUUGUCUGAGACGGGUUAUGCACCUUCCCUCCUCCACACCCUCAUGCAAGUCUAGGCGGCUUAAGAUCAAGAAGCGAGGCCAUGGACCGUCCCUCCGAGCAGCUCUGAAGUAGGGCCUGCGCUGUCAUCCUGUCAGAGCCCUCGAGAGUGAGAAGCUCGCUGCUGGUGAGAGGGCAUGGCCAGGAUCCCUGGAGCUGGACCACCUUCAGCGUCACCGUCUUUGGAGAAUAAGGAAGAAAACGAAAAUGAUGUGGUCCUUCUUAGUCCCAAGGAGCCUGACAGAGGCCAUCCACAGGAGCUGGUACAGCUGGAGUCCGACCUUGGCCCGAGCAUGCAGGGCCCACCCUACAGCCUCCCUGCUGGGCUCAGCCUGGACGACUUCAUCCCCGGUCACCUGCGGGCCCACAUAGGGCCACCCUCCCGGGGGACGCGGGUGCCUGUGAUCCGGAAUGGCGGCUCCAACACCCUUAAUUUCCAGUAUCAUGACCCGGCGCCCAGGACUGUGUGCAACGGCUACUUCCCGCCGAGGAGGGAUGCUUCCCAGCACCCAGACCCUGCUUGGUACCAGACGUGGCCAGGCCCCGGCAGCCGGCCCUCGGCCAGCCCGAAGACCCCUGCCUCCUCCCGGCAUGGCCAGAACUGGUCGGCCACGUGGACCAAGGACAGCAAGCGUCGGGACAAGCGCUGGGUCAAGUACGAGGGAAUCGGGCCCGUGGACGACAGCGGCAUGCCCAUUGCCCCCCGAUCCAGCGUGGACAGCCCCAGGGACUGGUACCGGAAGAUGUUCCAGCAGAUUCACCGGAAAAUGCCAGACUUGCAGCUAGACUGGGCUUUCGAGGAACCACCCAAAGAUCCCCCGCAUCCAGGGCUCCAGCAGAGACCCGCCUCCAGGCCUGGGCCAGCCGCGUCUUCCAGCGGGAGAAGCUGGGAUCACUCUGAAGAGUCACCUAAAGGCUCCUUCCCCUACAAUCCCGGCGUGUCGGCCUCUGUGCUUCGGCCCCCAAAUCAGGCACCCAGGCGCCGAGAGAAACUGGACGGCAUCUGGACGGAAGACUCCUUGCACCAGUUUCUGCAAGAGCUGGAGACCGGGCAGAGGCCCAAGAAACCGCUGGUGGACGACCCUGUGGAGAGGCCCUCCCAGCCCAUUGAGGUCCUGCUGGAGAGGGAGCUGGCCAAGCUGAGCGCGGAGCUGGACAAGGACCUGCGUGCGAUCGAGACCCGGCUGCCGUCCCCCAAGGCAGGUGGCUCGCUCUCUCCGCGCAGCCCGGCUGCAGCCCGGAGCUCCGCCUCCCUGCGAGCACCUUACCUGGGUUCACCCCGUGCCCUGAGCCCCCACAGGAUGGCAGACGGAGGAAGCCCCUUCCUGGGCCGCCGGGACUUUGUCUACCCGUCCUCGACCCGAGACCCUAGUGCUGCGGAGCGAGGCGGCAGCCCGGCCAGGAAGGAGGAGAGGAAGAGGAAGGCUGCCCGCCUCAAGUUUGACUUCCAGGCACAGUCCCCCAAGGAGCUGACGCUGCAGAAGGGUGACAUUGUCUACAUCCACAAGGAGGUGGAUAAGAACUGGCUGGAGGGCGAGCACCACGGCCGGCUGGGCAUCUUCCCGGCAAACUAUGUGGAGGUGCUGCCGGCAGACGAGGUGCCCAAGCCCAUUAAACCCCCGACCUACCAGGUGGUGGAGUAUGGAGAAGCCGUGGCCCAGUACACCUUUAAGGGGGACCUGGAGGUGGAGCUGUCCUUCCGCAAGGGUGAGCGCAUCUGCCUGACCCGCAAGGUGAAUGAGAACUGGUACGAGGGGCGCAUCUCAGGCACCGGGCGCCAGGGCAUCUUCCCUGCCAGCUACGUGCAGGUGUGCCGUGAGCCCCGGCUUCGGGUCUGCGACGACAGCCCCCAGCUCCCUGCGUCUCCCCGCUUGACCGCGGCUGCCCGUCUGGUCCGUCACCCCAGCUCCCCAUCGGCACCACUCAGCUCAGCAGACCCCGCCAACUGGGGGGGCCGGACCCCCCCCCGCCGCACUGGCCUCUCCUUCCCCACACAGGAGCCCAGACCCCAGACACAGGGCCUCAGUACCCCUGGGCCAGCUCUGUCCCACCCUCGAGGCCCCAGUCAUUCCCCGGACCUGGGAGCCUCCUCCCCCCACACUGCUCAGAUCCACUGGACCCCGUACCGGGCGAUGUACCAGUACCGGCCCCAGAACGAGGAUGAGCUGGAGCUGCAGGAGGGGGACCGGGUGGACGUCGUGCAGCAGUGUGAUGACGGCUGGUUCGUGGGUGUCUCCCGGAGGACCCAGAAAUUUGGGACAUUCCCUGGAAAUUACGUGGCCCCGGUGUGAGUGGUCUCCAUGAACUCAGAGCCUGCCAGGAUGGGGUGGAGAGCAGCACUUACAGGAGGGGGAGAGGACCUCCCCACGCACAUCCUCCUCCCCCAGGACCUGAGCUCCCGGCAUCUCCUGCGACCCCAGCAGGCUUUCCCCCGGGAGCCCCUCGGAGCCCCCUGGACUGAUUCCCACCACAGCUCCCGGGCGUUUCUGGAACAGCCCUUUCAUUGCCUCCCACCCCCUCCCCCAAAUACAGAGGUCUGCUUUGAAGUGGAGACUGCAGCGGGCCUUAUUGAGACCAGAGCCCCAGCCCCCCCAAACUCCCCCGCCUCCCUACCUCGCAUUUAGCUCCACCCCCCCCCCAUGGGGCUCCUCUAACAAGGACCAGCUUUCCUAACUGAACAAAGACCAAAGUCACCUCCACCUGGAGGGCUUCCUCCCUGCUCAUUGCAGCUCGCCCUGACCUCUGCUUUCUUGCUCCCAUGUGGGCCUAGGAGUGACAAGGGGGCAGACACGGUGCCUUCUUAGCCUUCGAGCCUAGCAGGGGUCUUGCCUCAAGGGCUCCCUUCCCUGGCCCCCCAGGCCUGAGCUCUGCACACACCGUCCAGCUGCCGUUCCGCGGUCUCCAGCCUCCCUCAGCCUGGUCUAGUGUCUGACAGUGGCUACCCUCCUGCCUCCCGGCCCCGCUAGCUAGUCCACACUCCCCUGGGAGGGAAUGUAUAAUAAAUCUGGUGCCAGGGG